AUGCAUUCAAAACUCAUCAAACCCCCAAACAGGGCUGGUACAUAUCAAGACCAGCGAUAUGUGGACAAAUCUAAAUACUGCACUUUCCACCAGAAGUAUGGCCACACCACAGACGACUGCGUAAUAGCAAAAGAUGUUCUUGAGAAACUAGCCCGACAAGGACUAUUGGACAAGUAUAUCGACAGCCGCAGACGAAAGCGAAAUACAGAAGACCUCGGCCAGCAAUCCAAAACAACUGAUAAUUCUCGAGAUAAAGGGAAAAAGGUAGAUAGUGAUAUCAAUCCACCACGCAGAAUAAUAAAUUGGAUUUCUUGUGGUUUUGCAGGUGGCGGAUGCACAAACUCGGCAAGAAAAAGGUCAUACCGAGCUAUGAUGACUAUGACAAAGUCAACUCCAUCCCAACCUAUCAACAGCGACAAACCAGAGAUUUCAUUUGUCCCUAAAGACGAUAAGGCAACUGAUCGAAACCUGGACGACCCCAUCGUCAUCACAGCACAAGUCGGAGAGCCACUAGUAAAGAAGAUCCUGAUGGAUCCAGGAAGCAGCACGGACGUGUUGUUCUAUUCAACAUUUCAAAAGAUGAAACUGAGUGACAAGAGCCUCCAACCCUCAUCCGGAGAACUGGUAGGCUUCUCAGGUGAGCGCGUCUCCAUCCGAGGUUACAUUUGGUUACAAACUACUUUUGGAGAGUAUACUGACAAUAAAACAAUAGACAUACAAUACCUUGUCGUGGAUUGCAAAAGCCCUUAUAAUAUCAUUUUGGGUAGACCUUCCUUGAAUGCAUUCAAUGCUAUUGUUUCUACCGUGCAUUUGUGUGUUAAGUUCCUUUCACAGGAUAAUAAAGUCGUAACUAUCCAUGGAGACCAGAAGGAAGCCAGGCAGUGCUAUAACGCCAGCCUGAAGAACGAACAAGCAAAACAAUCCAAGCAAUAG
Molecule: messenger RNA, 933 nt
Organism: Arachis duranensis
Lineage: Eukaryota; Viridiplantae; Streptophyta; Magnoliopsida; Fabales; Fabaceae
Exons: 1
Coding region: 1-933 (310 amino acids)
Source: RefSeq, a predicted model, not a curated record